Saccostrea cuccullata (small rock oyster) is the source of this 2724-nucleotide messenger RNA. RefSeq names its product endothelin-converting enzyme 2-like. Lineage: Eukaryota; Metazoa; Mollusca; Bivalvia; Ostreida; Ostreidae. Gene Ontology annotation, biological process: protein processing. The transcript is spliced from 18 exons. Gene Ontology annotation, cellular component: plasma membrane. The record is from RefSeq and is a predicted model, not a curated record. Gene Ontology annotation, molecular function: metalloendopeptidase activity. Bases 199 to 2571 code for a protein of 790 amino acids.
UGUUCACUCCGUGCCUUGUUUAUGGCAUGGUCAUAUAGAACCUGAAAUCUCUUCAUUCUGAGGGCAUUCCUUUAGAAAUUGGAACUGACACAGUGUAUGCGUUAUUGAGACAAUCAACAUGAGGAAUUAUCUGAAGGAAUUUACCUGUUUAGGAGUAUUUCAUAAACUGGGGUCACAGAUGUUGUCCACAGAAAGGUCAUGAGGUCAAAGAAGGGCAGCUGGGCCAAGUCCCGAGAGAAAGGUCAUCUGGGGUCAACCCUGGAGGAGCAGCCCCUGCGGUCCUUUAACAGCCAAUCAGCCAGGGACCAGUUCAGUGAUGCUUGGAACACAGAUUCUGAUGACGAGCUCUCCUGGGAUGAGGACAUUGAGUACAGGUCAUACACAGUGAAGAAGAGGAAAAAUGGUAGGCAGGCUUUAUCACAGAGGUGUAUCGUCAUACUCCUAGGACUGGCUGUGAUAGUUAUAGCAGUGUUAACCGGGCUCAUUGUAUGGCAGCAUCUACAGAAAUCCAAUUAUCAAAAGACCUGCUCUACCCCAGACUGUGUCCAGUCCAGUGCCUACAUAAUGAGUAAGAUGGACCGGUCCGUGGACCCGUGCCAGGACUUCUAUCAGUAUACAUGUGGGAACUGGUUAAAGACAACCAAAAUCCCAGCCUCCCGAUCCCAUUACAGCUUGUUCUCUGAGAUAGGGGACCAGAACAACGAAAAAGUUAGAGCUAUACUGGAGAAAAGUGGUACAACUUUCAUGAACAACCAUUCCACAGCCAUAGAGAAAGCCAAAACAUUUUACAACUUAUGUAUGGAUGAGAAAACCAUAGAAAAUCAAGGGGUGGAUCCAAUAAUUAAAUUUAUAGCUGACCUCCAUUCCUGGCCAUUGACCUCAGCCCAUGGUCUGACCUGGUCUGAGGCAUCAUGGGAUUUUCACACAGCCCUAACAACCAAUCACGCUAAAGGAUUCGAGGCCCUGUUUAGUAUGGGUGUGGCAGUGGAUGACAAAAAUAGCAGUCAAUAUGUUAUAGAAUUUACACAAAGUGGUCUUUCUCUAGCUUCUCGAGAGGAAUAUUUUACAAACCACUCCAGUUAUCAGAAGAUAAAGAAAGGCUUCCUGGAUUUCGGUGCCAAAUUAGGGAAUCUGUUAGGGGGUGAUAACUCCACAUUGUGGUCAGGAAUGUCUGAUAUCUAUAGUUUAGAGACACAGCUGGCUAAUAUACAUGUUCCAAAGGAAGAAUUACUAGAUCCUACCAAGACAUAUCAUAAAAUGACAGUCUCAGAGUUCCAGACUCUGAUUGGUUCAUCUAUAAAGGUGGCCCAGUACCUGAAGACUUUGUUUGGGAGGGACCUGGGGGACGUAGCUGUUUUGGUUUACACCCCCAAGUACUUCAGAGAGUUGGGAGGGGUUCUGGAUAAAACUCCUAAAAGGACUUUAGCCAAUUACAUAGUGUGGAAUGCCCUGAACUCCCAGGUGGGGUAUUUCCCGGCUGAUUUUGUGGAGGCUGCCCUCCUUUUGAGUAAGGUGGAGAGUGGAAUCCAGGGGCUGGACCCCAGGUGGCAGCGCUGUAUCAACAAGGUCAACACUGCGUUUGGGUUUGCCUCUAGCGCCCUCUAUGUUCAGGAGUAUUUUGCCAAGGACAGUAAAUCUAAGGUUUUGACUAUAGUGAAGGAAGUGGAGGAGGCUUUUAUCCGUCACUUGCCAACGGUUUCAUGGAUGGAUGAACACACACAACAGAUAGCCAAGGAGAAAGUGCAGAAGAUUGUCGAGAUGAUAGGUUAUCCGGACUGGAUCCUGGAUACAUCAAAACUGGAUAAAUACUAUGAAAAUGUAACAAUGGAGAGAGGACAAUUUUUCCAGAGUCAUCUGAACAGUCUAAGAGAGUCUGUCGUGAGGAACUUUAACAAGUUAGGGACCAUGCCUGACAGAGAAGAAUGGCACAUGAUUCCAGCUGAGACCAAUGCUUACUACUCACAGUCCAAUAACCAAAUUGUCUUCCCUGCCGCUAUCUUACAACGGCCCUUCUUUACACCAACAUUCCCUACGUCAUUCAAUUUUGGAACUGCUGGAAUGAUAAUUGGCCAUGAAAUGACUCAUGGAUUUGACAAUGAUGGUCGCCAUUAUGAUAAGUAUGGUAAUCUUAAUAACUGGUGGUCCAACCAAUCAGCUUUGAGCUUUCAGAAAGAGACAUCCUGUAUGGUCAAACAAUACUCCGCCUACACAGCUGAGAAUACUCAUUUGAAAGGAGAGAGAGUUCUCGGGGAGAAUAUUGCAGAUAACGGAGGACUGAAGAUGGCGUAUGCAGCAUACAAAUUCUGGGAAAGGUCACACAUGUCAACAGAGGUCACGGACCUUCCAGGUCUUGGUCUCACUCCAGAACAGCUGUUUUUUGUUGGCUUUGGUCAGCUAUGGUGUUCCUACUACACUCCGCAGUAUGCGAAACAAGCUAUACUGACUGAUCCUCAUACUAUAGGAAAAUACAGGACGAUAGGUGUGGUUUCCAAUUCAGGUGAUUUUGCCCGAGCUUUCAACUGUCCUCCAAAUUCUCCCAUGAAUCCUCAAACUAAGUGCCAAGUUUGGUGAUACUCUGUUCAUUCCAUAUUGUCUGUGAUUACUGACCUCAUUCCACAAAAAAUAAUUUUAUCAUUUUCUUAGAUGGUAUAUUUAUUAAGUUCUCAAGUGCUGAUUGAACAAAGUGUUGUACAUGUAUUUAUUUGUUUACUUUUAUUUUUGUGA